Molecule: messenger RNA, 489 nt
Organism: Torulaspora globosa
Lineage: Eukaryota; Fungi; Ascomycota; Saccharomycetes; Saccharomycetales; Saccharomycetaceae
Gene: LTO1
Product: ribosome biosynthesis protein LTO1
Exons: 1
Coding region: 1-489 (162 amino acids)
Source: RefSeq, a predicted model, not a curated record
AUGGAUACCGACUAUUUACUGAAUCUAGAACAGCAAUUUUAUCAGGAGGGCUAUGAGCAGGGAUCCGGUGAAAAGGCAAGGGAGAACUACAUCGAAGGAAAGCAGUUCGGUCUCCAGGUAGGAUUCCAGCGAUUUGUCAUUCUAGGACAGAUACAAGGGAUCCUGGAGGUUUUAAAAAGCUCCCUUGUCGACGGCAGCAACAUUCUGAAGAAUGUUGAGAGCAUUGACCGGCUUCUGGCUGAAAUCGAGAUGAGUAAUGAUGAUGCUGCUGUUGCCGAGUACGAAUCGAGGAUAGUCAAGGUGAGAAACAAGCUGAGAAAUGUGUUAUUGUCACUACAUAGGCAAUCCGGGAGUGCUUCAGGGGAUUCAUUGACUUUGGAGGACGUUGAGGAAGCUUGCACUAAAGUUGCCGGGCAGCUGAAGGCCUAUGUCGAUGAGGGAAACGAAGAAGAAGAUGUGAAUGGUCAAGAUCAUGCUAUGGAGUGGUGA